AUGGAGUAUCAUAUGCUUGAAGCACGCGCCCAAGGACGCGGCCGUCGUCUCGCAGCCGGCGCCAUCGCCGGUAUCGCCAUCGCCGGCUUCGUCGUCUUUGUGGCCUUCCUCCUCUGCUGCUACUGCUGCUGCUUCCGCAAGAAGCGCGCCCGAAACCAGGAGAAGGUCCACUACGGCGGCCCUCCCAUGGCCCACCAGAACGGCGGCGGUGGCUUCAUGGGCAAGCUCAACGGCAUGAUGGGCAGGAGGAGAGGGCCCGACUACGGCGUGCAGCAGCCCGCGCCGGCCCACUAUCGCUGA
Molecule: messenger RNA, 300 nt
Organism: Pyricularia pennisetigena
Lineage: Eukaryota; Fungi; Ascomycota; Sordariomycetes; Magnaporthales; Pyriculariaceae
Exons: 2
Coding region: 1-300 (99 amino acids)
Source: RefSeq, a predicted model, not a curated record